CAAUGAUUCUACCCAUAUCAUAUCAUAUGAGGUUUAAAAAGCCACAAUCCCUUUAAGACUUCCCCCAACCUCCGCCAUUAUUCUCCCUUUCAAAAAGUUCUCUUUCAAAGCGUUUAGAGAGAAGCCCAACCCAAAGGAAACAAAACCCUUCUCUCUCCUUCCCACUCUGUCGCUUUUUGUUUUGUGGGACUUCAGAUACAGACAACACUCAUUCACUCUGCAACAACAUAUGGCGACACCUCUUCCCUUCACCUCUUCUGCAUUUUCACCUGCCAACACUCUCAUUUUCAUGCCUUCUCUGCUUCAUCCGAUCUCUUUAAUCGGAAACUGAGCUUUUAUGUUUCAUUUCGUUUACUGGGCGGUGCUUUUUUUAAACUGCAUUGUGGGUUUUGUCGUCGUCCAUGGGGGAGAAAGAUUCUCUGUUUUUUCUUAUAUUUUUUUUGGGGCUAUGCGCACCGUUUUUGGCGUGUGCCGCCGGGAGGACCGCCGUGGCGGAAGCGGAGAUUGAUGCGCUGAUGUCUUUGAAGAUGAACCUGUACGAUCCGUCGGGGGCGUUGAACGGCUGGGACCCAUCAACGCCGGCUGCUCCAUGUGACUGGCGUGGGAUUGCUUGCAACGAGGACAGAGUGACGGAGCUCCGUUUGCCUAGUUUGCGACUCGGCGGCCGGCUAACUGACCGACUUGCUAAUCUGCGCAUGUUGCGCAAGCUUAGCCUCCGCUCCAACUCGCUCAACGGUACUAUUCCUUCUUCCCUUUCCCAAUGCUCGCUCCUACGCGCCGUCUUUUUGCAGUAUAACUCACUCUCCGGCGAGCUCCCGCAGGAGAUCGGCAAUCUUACCAACCUCCAGGUUUUCAAUGUUGCCCAGAACAGCCUCUCUGGAGAGAUCUCCGGCGAGUUUCCUCCGAGCCUCAAGUAUCUGGACCUGUCAUCGAACACUUUCUCUGGUUCCCUGCCCAGAAGCAUCGCCAACUUGUCCCAGCUUCAACUUAUCAACCUUUCUUAUAAUCAGUUCUCCGGUGAGAUUCCGGCAAGUUUUGGCGGGUUGCAGGAUCUCCAGUACUUGUGGCUCGAUUACAAUAUGCUACAAGGGACUUUACCUUCAGCCAUCGCCAAUUGUUCUUCUCUUGUUCAAUUGAGCGCGGAAGGGAACUCGCUAGGCGGCGUGUUCCCAACCGCCAUUGGCUCGCUCCCUAAGCUUCAGGUUGUCUCACUGUCGAAGAAUAAUCUCUCUGGUUCGGUACCGUUUUCCCUGUUCUGCAACGUAUCGGCUUACCCCCCUUCUCUAAAGAUCGUGCAGUUGGGUUCCAAUUCAUUCACGAAUGUUGUGGGUCGUGAAACAGGGGAAUGUCACAGCGUUUUGCUGGUAUUGGAUCUUCACGAGAACCGGAUUCGAGGCAGCUUUCCUUCGUGGUUAACCAGCAUCUUAACAUUGAGGGAUUUGGAUGUCUCGGAUAACUUGUUUUCAGGUGAGAUUCCGGCGGAGAUUGGAAACUUGAUGGGGUUAGAGGAGUUGAAAAUGGCUAACAACUCUUUGACUGGGACCGUCCCCGUCGAGAUUAAGCAAUGUACCUCCUUGCACGUUCUUGAUCUUGGAGGAAACCGCUUCGCUGGGGAUGUUCCAGUUUUCUUCGAUGAGAUGAAGGGUUUAAGGGUUUUAUCUCUUGGUAGCAAUCUCUUCUCUGGUUCAGUUCCGGCGAGUUUUCAAAACCUGUCAGGUUUGGAGCUCUUGGACUUGAGGCGUAACAACUUGAGUGGAAGCUUCCCAAUGGGGCUAACAUCGUUGAACAACUUGACAACAUUAGACCUCAGUGGCAACAAGUUUUCUGGUGAAAUUCCUUCCAGUAUCGGGAGCUUGAGUCGGAUAAUGAUCUUGAACCUGAGCGGUAAUGGGUUUUUUGGUAAGAUUCCGGCAAGUCUCGGCAAUUUGUUCAAGCUUACAACACUGGACUUAAGCAAGCAGAACUUCUCCGGAGAGCUGCCGUUUGAGAUCUCUGGUUUGCCGAAUCUGCAAGUGAUUGCUUUGCAGGAGAACAAUUUGUCUGGGGACGUGCCUGAAGGAUUCAGUAGCUUGGUCAGCUUGCGCUAUGUGAACCUAAGUUCAAAUUCAUUCUCUGGUCAUAUUCCUGAGACAUUUGGUUUUCUUCACUCCUUAUCUGUUCUCUCAUUGUCAGACAAUAAAAUUUCUGGAUUGAUUCCACCACAGCUCGCAAAUUGCUCUGAUCUUGAAGUUCUUGAGCUCCGAUCAAAUUACUUAACGGGUGAGAUUCCUGAUGAUCUCUCGCGCCUCUCCCGUCUGAGUGUUCUUGAUUUGGGUGGCAACAAUUUAACGGGUGAAAUCCCAGAAGAAAUCUCCAGAAGCUCAUCUUUAAAAUCACUGUUAUUGGAUGAUAAUCAUCUUUCAGGAGGAAUCCCAUAUUCAUUAUCGAAUUUGUCAAACCUGACAGUGCUGGAUCUCUCUGCUAACAACUUGACUGGCUCGAUUCCGGCUAAUCUCACUGUUAUUCCAAGCUUGCUGUACUUGAAUGUUUCAAGCAAUGAUCUUGAAGGAGAAAUACCAGUCCUGCUCGGUUCUAGAUUUAACAACCCAUCACUUUUUGCAGGCAAUAAAGACUUGUGCGGGAAGCCAUUGGAGUCGAAGUGCGAGGAUGUUGAGAACAAGAAGACGAAGAAGAGGUUGAUUCUGCUGAUAGUUGUUGCUGUUAGUGGUGCUUGUCUCUUGGCAUUAUGCUGUUGCUUCUAUAUUUUCAGCCUCUUGAGAUGGCGCAAGAGACUGAUAGAGAGAGCAGCUGGGGAGAAGAAACGAAGCCCGGCGAGGGCGAGUUCAGGGGCCAGCGGAGGACGAGGAAGCACCGACAGUGGCGGGCCAAAACUUGUCAUGUUCAAUAACAAGAUCACAGUAGCAGAAACCACUGAAGCAACCAGACAAUUUGACGAAGAAAAUGUGCUGAGCAGAAGCCGUUAUGGAUUGGUCUUCAAAGCUUGUUACAACGAUGGAAUGGUGUUAUCAAUCCGCCGUCUUCCCGAUGGAUCACUGGACGAGAACAUGUUCAAAAAAGAAGCCGAGUUUCUAGGGAAAGUCCGGCACAGAAAUUUGACAGUUCUCCGCGGCUACUACGCCGGGCCGCCUGAUUUGCGGCUUCUUGUCUACGACUACAUGCCCAAUGGGAACCUCGCAACUCUGCUCCAAGAAGCAUCCCACCAAGACGGCCAUGUCCUGAAUUGGCCAAUGCGCCACCUCAUAGCUCUCGGCAUUGCCCGAGGGCUGGCUUUCCUCCACACAUCCAACAUGGUCCACGGCGAUGUGAAGCCUCAAAAUGUCCUAUUCGACGCCGAUUUUGAAGCCCAUUUAUCGGAUUUCGGACUUGAUAGGCUCACGUCGGCGACAUCGGCGGAGGCCGCUGCCUCAACUUCAACUUCAGUUGGCACUUUGGGCUAUGUUUCCCCUGAAACUGUACUUACUGGAGAGGCCACAAAAGAAUCGGAUGUAUACAGUUUCGGCAUUGUCUUGCUCGAGCUGCUCACAGGGAAAAGACCAGUAAUGUUCAACCAAGACGAAGACAUAGUGAAGUGGGUGAAGAAGCAAUUACAAAAGGGUCAAAUUACAGAAUUGUUAGAACCGGGAUUGCUCGAGCUAGACCCUGAAUCAUCAGAAUGGGAAGAGUUCUUGCUGGGAGUGAAAGUCGGGUUACUCUGCACCGCACCGGACCCGCUUGACCGACCCACAAUGUCUGAUAUUGUCUUCAUGCUUGAAGGUUGUCGUGUUGGUCCCGAUGUUCCGUCUUCCGCCGAUCCCACCUCACAGCCGUCGCCGGCAUAACAACCGGAAACUUAAAACUUUGUUAACCAUUUUUUUUUUUUGCAGAAUGUAACAGUAGGCUGUGUAGGGUUUGUUUGUAUUCGCUUAUGGGAUCCGGGUAGUUUUACAUUUUUGCCCUUGCUCUCUUGUGUUUGAUUUUUUUAAAUAUGAAUACCGUGGGGUCCACGGGGAAUGACGAAAAGUCAGACCUAUUUCAGUCAACACGAGAUGGACGGGCACUGUUAAGAGAAGCAGACAGUAAAAUGUGGGGCCCGGUUCCCGCCAAAUGCGAGAGAUUUGAUUGGUUUAGACUCGGUUCAUCACGUGGGGAAGUUCGGCCGCAAGUUAAAAAUGUAGCCGUUAUAUUGUGGCCCCGAGGUACACACCCUGGCAAAGAGUUUAAAAAAAAAAAAAAAAAUGAGAGAGAGAGAAUCCCCGGCAGCAUCUGAUUUUUUAGG
Molecule: messenger RNA, 4255 nt
Organism: Carica papaya (papaya)
Lineage: Eukaryota; Viridiplantae; Streptophyta; Magnoliopsida; Brassicales; Caricaceae
Biological process (GO): protein phosphorylation
Molecular function (GO): protein binding; ATP binding; protein kinase activity
Source: RefSeq, a predicted model, not a curated record